Messenger RNA from Haemonchus placei, 999 nucleotides. Lineage: Eukaryota; Metazoa; Nematoda; Chromadorea; Rhabditida; Trichostrongylidae. The record is from the annotation of a GenBank genome assembly.
AUGUUUUUGACGCUAUCGGACCUGCUCUAUAUGAUAUGCAUAACAGCUAAUGGUUUACUCGGUAUUUCUGCCAAUUGCUUUCUUCUCUACAUGAUAGUAUGUAGAAGUCCACCACAGCUCACGCCAUACCGGAUUUUUCUGGCUAACACUGCACUUACACAAUUACUCUAUGCGUUGGUAAUGCUUAUGGUUGAACCAAAUCUCUUCAAAAUCCGUACCAACAUGUUUUGUUUCUCUACAGUGUCGCUGGUGUCCAGAAAUCUAAAACGACAACCUACUACCGCUAAUUACUGUGAAGGCUCCGCUUUUCAAUAUCCCCGAUUUGAGAAACUCGUACAUCUGGCAGUCAAUUCAUUCAUCUCCAUUAUGUUGUCAAUGAUUUUCCGAUGUGUCGCUGUCCUGACCCUGGGAUUUCCCACAUCAGCAGCAUAUGCCAUGUGCUUCCUUGGCUAUUUCGUACCACUCACCAUGGUGGUAAGUACUGCUAAAAUAGUCUCAUGGCUGGUUCGGAAAUACUUGUUUUUAAAAUUUGGCCAGAUUUGCAUUUUCCAGCUGGGCGCUAUAAACAUGGAGUACGUGAGCGAUUAUGAAUCAAAUGACAACUACAUGAAUCAUACCGUUAAGUACCUGGAACACUAUCGCACAGUUGUUGGAACGAGGGUUGAUCAGGCUUGUAUUCUGUGGGUGACCUUCUGUGUGACAUUCCUGUUGGUACCUAUUUAUGCAGUGAUGUACCUUUGUCGUUGGAAGAUUCACCAUACACUGUCAAAACCGACUUUUGUACAACAUCCCUCUACAAAAGUUUAUAUACGAAGGCUUGUCAAGGGAAAAGUGCUGAUACGGACAUUGACUGGUGCAAUCGAGCAACCGCCCAGAUCAACUAGUCACACAAUAACCUCAGAAUUUGACUUCGCAGAAGUGACAGAAGGUAUUAUCAAACUAGUCUACGGUUUUCAUAGCAGGGUCGAAGACGAUUCCUCAUUGAUACCGAUCGUGUAG